CGCGCGUUCUCGCGCGUUCAGCUUAGACGCAGCGCGGGAAAUUCGGAGGAUACGUGAAUCCCCAGCGCCAGUCGAGUCACCGGGACCAGAGCUCUCUCUUGCCCGUGUCGAUCGGCCUGAACUUCACUCAUCGGUCGCUGAAAUUGAGUUGAUUCAGCGGGACGGACGGACAGUAAACUAAAUGCAAAGGAGGAAAAAUGGACCCCGCUCUUGAAGCAGAAUUUCAUGAUGACUUUGAGGAUCUUUUUGCUGACGAAUUAGAUGCAUUGCGAGACAUCGAAGAAGAUGUAAAUCUUCAGGAGCAAUGGUCUUCUCGUCCCAAACCCGUUUCCCAGAAGCAGAAGAUAAGCCAGCCCCCGAAGAAAGACAUCUCACUUUCACAGCCCAAGAAUCUUGAUGAUGAUGCAUCCAGCAGACAUCAGCCAGUCUCUUCUACCGGAGAUGCCACACAGAAAAGUACAGGGGACAAAGGUGUGACUAAUCGCACUGCUAGGAAGAGAGACAUGUAUGAAAUGUUUGGUGUCAUGUCUGACGACGAGAGUGACAAUGAACUUGUGAUCGAUGCACCAUCCCCUGCUAAAGAUCCCAAUCCGAAGAGACCAAGAAAAACUCUCCUUGAUCAAUUCCUUGACAAUGUCUCUGAGAGACUCGGCCAAUCAAAGCCUCAUGAAGACGAGAUCACCCCACCCCCUACACCAAACAAAGAUGGAAUUGGUCCGUUGGGUCCCAAUCAUCCCCUUACCCCAUCCUCUAUUGGGUCACUGGGAGAUGAGAGAGCAGGUCAAAGGUCGAAUGUCAAGAGGUCGCUGAGAGUGUUUACAAGGCAACCAGAAGGCGAAUCGAUGAGGGUGACUGGAGUGGAUGGUAGGAGAGUUUUUCUCAAGAUGAAAGAGGAGUAUGAUCCUACGCAAGUUACCAAGAAGUUUGACUCGAAAUACGGAUCAAGCAACACUAAAGGUCUUUUGACUAUGUCUUAUGACCACCUCGUCAGACAAAUAGAAGAUGAGAAUAGGAGAAAGGUUAUUGAAGAGUCAUCUCGAGUGUCUGAAAAGUUAAGAAGAGAGCUUGCAAGAGAAUAUGAAGAUGAGGACCUCGAUGGAGAGAUCUCCGAAGGACAACUAGAAGAGGGUGAUGGGAAGGAUAACAAAGGAUUAUGGGUAGACAAAUACGCACCGAAGCACUAUGUCGAUCUCCUUAGUGAUGAUGGUGUGAAUCGGAACCUACUGUUCUGGUUGAAGCUUUGGGACCACGUGGUCUUUGGGAAGGAGGUGAAACAGAACAAGGCCAAGAACAAACAGGACAAAUGGAAAGGUGGAGGACCAGGACCUCAACAAAACAAAUUCAAGUCCAAAUUUGAGCAGCAACUAGAGGAUUUGGAAUUGGAUGAUCAGAACAGACCAAAGAUGAAGGUUGCCCUGCUCUGCGGGCCACCCGGACUGGGCAAGACAACCCUGGCCCAUAUCAUAGCAAGGCAUGCUGGCUACAAUGUUAUUGAAAUGAAUGCCAGUGAUGACCGUAGCUUAGAUGUCUUCAAGAAUCGUCUACUGUCGUCCAUUCAGAUGACCUCUGUAUUGACCCCUGACCAGAGGCCAAACUGCUUGGUCAUUGACGAGAUCGAUGGCGCACCCCAGGCUGCCAUCAACUGUCUGCUGUCCGUCAUUAAAGGAGGUAGUGAAUCAAACAAAGCCGAAGAAGGAGGUGGAGGCAAGAAACGGAAGAAGGGCCAGGGACCUCUCAAACGACCCAUCAUCUGUAUCUGUAAUGAUGUGUACGUCCCGGCCUUGAAGCAAUUACGACAGGUAGCCUAUGUCACUCACUUCCCUCCGACGGCUGCUGCAAGAUUAGCUCAGAGAAUGUAUGCGAUCUCUAAGCACAACCAUCUUCAGACUGAUCUAACAUCUUUGAUGGCUCUAUGUGAGAAGGCUGAUAAUGAUAUCAGAUCUUGUCUUAAUACCCUACAAUUUCUCCAGCAGCAGGGCAAGCCGGUAACUUUAGGGUUAGUCCAUUCCCUGAAUGUAGGCCAGAAAGACCAACAUAAGAGCCUAUACACUGUAUGGCAACAACUCUUCCAGUUACCCAAACCAAAGAAGAAGCAAUACACCAAUCCACAUGACCUGAAGCAAGGUCAAAGGUUAGGAGCCAUCUCUGAAUCGAUGCAGGGGCUUGACAGUGAUAUGACGUCUCUGACGGCUCGCUUCCAUCAUAUGCUGCACGUCAUACAGGCAUGUGGCGAACACGAGAAGCUUAUGCAAGGUGUCUUUGAGAACUAUCUUGAAGUCAAAUUCAAGGAUCCUCACAUGGAUGCUAUCAACAUGGCAUCUGAUUGGUUAACAUUUUCCGACAUUGUCCAGACGAGGAUAGCAAAGACUCAGAACUAUAUAUUUGGUCGAUUCCUGCCCUACGUGCCUCUCACAUUCCAUAUGUUGUUUGCUUGCGUUGCCUACACCAAGAUACGCUAUCCAAACUCGGUCUUUGAGAUCAAGACAAAGACGGAGCUGAUACAGAAUCUUAUUGAGACAAUGCGAUCUGAGAUCUGUCCUAGCAUCAGACGAGGAAUCAACCUGAAGCUGGCCGUCACUGAGCUUCUACCGCCUCUUCUUAUCAUCCUACAACCUGCCUUCAGACCGAUCAAUACCCAGCUGUUCAGUGCAGCUGAGAAGAAGCAACUAAGAGAGCUAGUGGAUACCAUGAUAGCAUACAACCUGACAUAUAGACAGGAGAGAAGUAUAGAAGGCACCUACAACUAUAACCUAGAUCCGAAUCUGGAGGUAGUGUUAAGGUUUUCAGACUCUCCUCCUGUUCGUCAGAUCACAUAUGCAGCCAAGCAGCUCAUAGCGAGAGAGAUUGAUUUGGAGAAGAUGAGAAGGGCAGCAGCAGUGAACGCUGAGAAAUCAGAAAAGCCAUCUUCAACUAAACCUGACCUUACAGCACAGACUAAGAAAGCAACUGUUGAAUCAUCAGUACCACGUCACAAACAGACACUUCAGCCUAAGAAGGUAGCUACAGAGGAAGAAGAUGAAAAGCCAUUGAGAGAUUUCUUUGGAAGGAUAAUUGAGAAGAAACCAGAACCAAACAAGACAGAAAUCGCAAGUAACGGUGACAAGGCUGAACCAGCCAAACCAGUAAAGAAGAAAACCAGGAAGCAAUUGUGGUACAGCUUCAAUACAGGUUAUUCCAAUGCAGUCCGAAAGACCAUAAAAAUACAAGAACUCUUAUGAGACUCGUGUAUGCUUGAGAUAUGAUUAUGACGAUGAUGAAGAUUAUGACAUUGAAUGAUGGAAAAGCAAUGCUGGUCAAAAAGAAAUCCAAGAUAUCGUUUUGGUAAAGCUAUGAUGCUAGUUGCUCCAGUGCUGUUCGGAGUCCUUCAAAGUUCAAGAACUCUAUAGACACAAGUAUGAUGAUGAUGUCGAUAAUGGUGAUGAUGAAGGCGAUGGUCAAAAAAGAAAUCCAGGACAUAGUUGUGGUAUAGCUUUUACACUAGCUUUUCAAGUGCUGUUCAGACACCAUUGUGAUGAUGAUGAUAGCAAUGAUGGAGAUGAGUUAAUGAUUGAUGAACAAGCAGUAACGGUUAAGGAGAAUGU
Molecule: messenger RNA, 3581 nt
Organism: Lytechinus variegatus (green sea urchin)
Lineage: Eukaryota; Metazoa; Echinodermata; Echinoidea; Temnopleuroida; Toxopneustidae
Gene: chtf18
Product: chromosome transmission fidelity protein 18 homolog
Exons: 23
Coding region: 198-3218 (1006 amino acids)
Molecular function (GO): ATP hydrolysis activity; ATP binding
Source: RefSeq, a predicted model, not a curated record